Molecule: messenger RNA, 684 nt
Organism: Alternaria incomplexa
Lineage: Eukaryota; Fungi; Ascomycota; Dothideomycetes; Pleosporales; Pleosporaceae
Exons: 2
Coding region: 1-684 (227 amino acids)
Biological process (GO): CDP biosynthetic process; 'de novo' pyrimidine nucleobase biosynthetic process; UDP biosynthetic process
Cellular component (GO): cytoplasm; nucleus
Molecular function (GO): ATP binding; UMP kinase activity
Source: RefSeq, a predicted model, not a curated record
AUGCCUGCCAUUGAAAAGACUGCCGCGGGCUCGCGCGAGUCUCCCCGCUGGUCCAGCGACGAAGUGACCGUCCUUUUCGUCCUUGGUGGCCCCGGUGCCGGAAAGGGUACGCAAUGUACGAAGCUCGUCAGUGACUAUGGCUUCAAGCAUCUCUCUGCUGGUGAUUUGCUGCGCGAAGAGCAGAACCGCGAGGGCAGCGAGUUCGGCGAGAUGAUCAAGACGUACAUCAAGGAAGGCACUAUCGUGCCCAUGGAGGUUACCGUUCAGCUGUUGGAGAACGCAAUGGAGGCCAGCAUGGAGAGCGGAGAGAACCACGGAAAACUGUUCCUGAUUGAUGGCUUCCCGCGCAAACUCGACCAGGCCCACGCUUUCGAGCGCUCCGUCUGCCCUUCCAAGUUCACCAUCUUCUUCGAGUGCUCCGAAGCUGUCAUGGAGAAGCGACUCCUCGUCCGCGGCGAGACAUCAGGACGCGCUGACGACAACCUCGAGAGUAUCAAGAAGCGCUUCAGGACAUUCGUGGAGACAAGCAUGCCCGUGGUCAAUGAAUUCGAGUCCCAGGAUAGGGUUGUCAAGAUCAACGCAGAGCAGGAGCCUGACCAAGUUUACCGGGACGUUGUGGAGAAGCUCAAGGAGCGUGGCGUGAAGCCCAUCAACAUCACCUUUGUGCAGACACAGGCUUCAUAG